This is a messenger RNA of Symsagittifera roscoffensis, 780 nucleotides long. RefSeq names its product dynein axonemal light chain 1-like. Lineage: Eukaryota; Metazoa; Xenacoelomorpha; Acoela; Convolutidae. Gene Ontology annotation, cellular component: cytoplasm. Gene Ontology annotation, biological process: outer dynein arm assembly. The transcript is spliced from 4 exons. The coding region runs from base 119 to 673 and encodes 184 amino acids. The record is from RefSeq and is a predicted model, not a curated record. Gene Ontology annotation, molecular function: dynein heavy chain binding; alpha-tubulin binding.
UAUUUGCUUGUCUUUUACUCAUACAAGUUAAACUAUACUGGUUUUAUAAUCUGAAGCCACUUUUUUUAUUCAAGAGUCAACAAAUAUUUUUCUCUAGAAAAACAAUUUUUGAACGAAGAUGAGUUUUCCGAAGUCACUCAAAGAGGGGAUUCAGAACUUGGAGAAGAAAACUGGAGAGAAAGCGAGCGAAAUGAAAAAGGUGCAAUUGUACGCACUGAUGCUGGAGAAAAUGGACGCUUCUCUGUCAACGCUGACUUCGUGUGAGCAUCUGCAGCUGUCCACCAAUUGCAUUGAGAAGAUUGCCAAUCUGAACGGACUGAAGAACCUCAAGAUUCUCUCGCUAGGCAGAAACAACAUCAAAGCCCUCACUGGUUUGGAGGCAGUCGCCGACACCUUAGAGCAGCUGUGGAUCUCGUACAACUUGAUUGAGAAACUGAAGGGCAUCGGGGUGCUGAAGAAACUGGUGAUCCUGUUCAUCACCAAUAACCUCGUCAAGUCCUGGGACGAGUUCAGCAAACUCAAGGACUGCCCCAACCUCGUCGACCUCAACUUCGUCGGCAACCCUCUGGAGGAGGAGGCGAGUGCUGCCGAGACAUACAGAGACAAGGUUGCGAAGAUGCUGGGCAAACUGAAGAAACUCGACGGGGUUCCUAUCGUCCGAGACGAAGAGUGAACACUGAAAAUGAUGGAAAAGUGCGGAAGAAAAAAGUAGAGCAAACAAUUCCAUUAUACAAUUAGUUUAUCUUUGUUUUGUCUAUUGAAAUUUAAUUUUUUCAAUAA